Molecule: messenger RNA, 2604 nt
Organism: Cylas formicarius (sweet potato weevil)
Lineage: Eukaryota; Metazoa; Arthropoda; Insecta; Coleoptera; Brentidae
Product: hemocyte protein-glutamine gamma-glutamyltransferase
Exons: 12
Coding region: 182-2329 (715 amino acids)
Biological process (GO): peptide cross-linking
Molecular function (GO): protein-glutamine gamma-glutamyltransferase activity
Source: RefSeq, a predicted model, not a curated record
GCCAUGGUGAAUGUUUAUUCGAGUGUCAACUUCGGCGCGUAAAAGAAUAAAUUCAAAAACGAGUUAAAGUGGUGAUUAGUAAUCAGUCUGUGUUGAAUCUGCUUAUUGUUAGUACGACCGGUCAGUUUAGCGUUUGAUAGUCGGGAGAGUCGGCUCAUAGGUGACCACAGCGGCGUCCGUCAUGUCCAGUUUGGAAGUGGAUUCGGUUUAUUUUUACCCGCAGGAAAAUGCGAAAGACCACAAAACGGAUAAGUUCGAACUUAUUUACGAUGAGGAAUGUCCCAUGCCGAUUUUCAGAAGGGGGCUGAAAUUUAACAUGGCCGUGCGGUUCGUCGAGCGCGGAUUUGACCCGCAAACCGACAAAAUUCGGCUUAUUUUUAACUUGGGUCCAAAUCCACAUCCGGUGAAAGGAACCAAAGCGUUUGUUACCAUCGAUACUACCGGCGGAUCUAACCUCGAGCAGAAUCAAAAAUCAUGGGCGUGCAAUAUGGUAAACAAUCAGGAUGACACAGUCCUGAUUCAGGUCUACGCACCACCUAGCGCUCCGGUUGGGUUGUGGUAUCUUCAAGUGGAAACUUCCGUUAAAGAUUCGGGCGACGAGGCGAGUAUUUUUGAGCAAGACUUACUCUGCUAUAUAUUGUUCAACCCUUGGAAUACUCAGGAUUUGGUGUAUAUGCCUGAAGAAAGGUUGCUGGACGAAUACGUCCUCAACGAUGUAGGAAAAAUCUGGGUGGGUCCCAUUGGCACUACCAAGGGCAGGGAGUGGGUGUUUGGUCAGUUUGAUGCGGCGGUGUUGCCAGCUAUUAUGUACAUGCUAGAAAAAUCCGAGCUACCAUAUGCGAGCCACGGGGAUGCCAUCAAGGUCACGAGGAUGAUUUCCAAAAUGGUCAAUAGCAACGACGACGACGGUAUCCUGGUAGGCAGAUGGGACGGUCAGUACGACGACGGUACUGCCCCGGCGGCUUGGACUGGUUCCGCCCCGAUUUUGCAGCAGUACCUGGAGAAUCAAUCUCCAGUAAACUACGGACAGUGCUGGGUUUUUUCGGGAGUUGCCACCACAAUUUGUCGCGCAUUGGGAAUACCAUCCAGGGUGGUGUCCAAUCUGGUAUCGGCUCACGACUCUAACGGAACUCUUUCGGUCGACAAAUAUUACAACGCACAGAACGAAGAGCUGAAAUUCGACCCGAAUAACGAAAAUUCCAAUUCAGAUUCGAUAUGGAACUACCAUGUUUGGAACGACGUCUACAUGGCCAGACCGGAUUUGCCUGCAGGUUAUGGAGGAUGGCAAGCCAUAGACGCGACGCCGCAAGAGACCUCAAGCGGUUUUUACCAGUGCGGACCAGCUCCGUUAGAAGCUAUCAAAAGAGGGCAGGUCGGGUUCAAUUUUGAUGUGCCUUUCAUGAUCGCCUCUGUCAAUGCCGACUUGAUGCGUUGGAAAGAAGAUCCUCAGUGCGAUAUCGGUUUCACUAGGAUUUACUGCAACAAAUAUCAUGUAGGGAAACAUAUAUUUACCAAGAAGCCAUUUAUUUUCGACCACAAUGGCGAUCGUGACAGGGAGGAAAUCACCACGCAGUACAAGCCGAAGGAAGGCACUGAAGCCGAACGUCUUUCGCUCUUGAAUGCCGUCAGAGGUACAGAAGCAGCUAAAAGAUUCUAUGAGAUGCCCAGUUCUGCUCUAGAGGACAUUACUUUCGAUCUGGUCGACUUAGACAAAAUUAAUAUAGGCGAAGAUUUUUCGGUAGUCGUCAAAGUGACGAACAAGAGCGACAAUGUGCGAAGCAUCAAGUGCACGUUGUCGGCAGUCUCCGUUUAUUACACAGGCGUGAAGGCAAACGACAUCAAAAAGUCCCAGGGAGAAUUCAAAAUGCAACCCCAUUCAGAGGAGCAGCUGAAAAUGACGGUGAAAGGGGACGAGUAUCUAGAGAAACUCGUGGAGUAUUCGAACAUCAAAAUGAGUGCCAUAGCUACCGUGGUCGAAACCCGGCAAACCUGGGCAGAUGAAGACGAUUUCCAAGUAGCUAAACCGAAUAUAAACAUUCAGGUACCCCAAGAGACGGUGCAGUUUGUGCCUACGAAAAUAACGCUCGAGCUGAAGAACCCUCUGAAGAAGGUUUUGACGGGUUGCAAGUUUCACAUUUCCGGUCCGUCUCUCAUCCGGAAUCAGAUUUUGACACACGCCGAUAUCGGUCCCGAUGAAAAGGUGACCGUCACCACUGAAGUGGUACCGAAGUUGGGUGGCGACGAACAAAAAAUCGUGGCUACGUUCUCUUCAAAAGAAUUGUCAGAUAUUACGGGCUCGUCAAAUGUUAAGGUUGUACGAGUUCAAUAAAAAAAAAUCAACGACUUACGGUUUUUAAAAAUAGUUUAUUAUAAAUAUUGGUUUAAAAUUUUUCAAAUGCACAUGCGACUCACAUAUUUUACACGAAAACUAGCGACAAAAUUGGAUUGGAAUAAAACAAUUUCAUGAACUGAUUCCUCAUUUUCAACUUAAUUUGGUUCGUUAAAGAAUGUACAGGGCAUCUUGUUUUCGAUAUUAAAACUGCAAGAAGCUAUCCUUAUUUUUAACCACGGAAAAUUUUGUGUCGAGGAAAUAAAUUUGUAUUU